CACAGCUAGGCAGACUGCUUUAAUGAAUCACUUCCGGUGCAAACUUUAAUGACUAAAAGGGUCCGUUUGUCGGUACACACAGCUCACACUGAAUUAAUCAGUUGAUGCCGAAGGCAUUUUGCCAUGUUUACUAACUUUUUGUUGUGAUUGCUGUUGCAAUGAGUUUUACAUUAAUUUCUCCAUUUGACAAUGUUUUCAGGUGUUCGACUUUUGCCCUAAUUGAGUCUCGGUAAACGUGGUAACUUAUGGCGAUAAUAGAGCCGAAACUGCCACGAACAUUCCUUGUUGUCCGUUAGCAUUAUGGCCUUCAUGACACCCAUUAUCAAGUCAGGCUACGAUCUCUACCGGAUUAAUCCGCCGGUUAGAAUUAUUCGCAAGCGCCAGAAAAAGCCGGCCGCGGAAGCAACUCCAUCACCGACAACGAGGGCCAAUGUGAAGCGAGCCAAGCGACCAAGCGAUGUCGUGGAUCGUCAACUACGCGCCUCGUUGUCGGUGAUUCCCGAAGAAGACUGGACUGAAGAGAAGAGCGAAGACGACGUAAAUGCGGGAUCUACAGCACAGCUUACAAAGCCAAUCAAACCCACCAAAAAGCGCAAGAGCUUCCGCAAGCGAUUGCUUAGGAUUCUGCCGACAUUCAUAAGAAACUGGUUUCGAAGGAGAAAACCGGAAAAGAACUCAACGAACAAUGCCAAAUGAUUCUGUUCGUCCAGCUAUACAAAAUAAUUUGCUCAUUGUCAGGCAGUGUCAGCUGUAUACUUGUAUUGAUAUCUGCCAUCGCUUUGCUCAUAACAUACGAACACUAUAAGUCCACAUCGUCACUGAAAUGACAUCACGCAUGACA
This is a messenger RNA of Paramacrobiotus metropolitanus, 841 nucleotides long. RefSeq lists its product as uncharacterized. The transcript is spliced from 2 exons. NCBI's taxonomy places the organism in Eukaryota, Metazoa, Tardigrada, Eutardigrada, Parachela, Macrobiotidae. The coding region runs from base 301 to 696 and encodes 131 amino acids. The record is from RefSeq and is a predicted model, not a curated record.